CAUCUAAGGGCCUAGAAUGUUUGAUUCUCUAUCAAUAUAUAUAUAUCGCUUCCGUUGUCUUUAACGUCCCCUCUUCGCUCAGCCUCCGACUCUUUGAUUUAGGGUUUCCUGGGUUUUUCUGCGCCUCUCAAGAGCUAUAUCGAACUUCGAAAAUGGUUCUCCAAAACGAUAUUGAUCUGUUGAACCCUCCGGCGGAGAUUGAGAAGAGGAAGCACAAACUCAAGCGCCUCGUGCAGUCCCCCAACUCCUUCUUCAUGGAUGUCAAAUGCCAAGGGUGCUUCAAUAUAACUACUGUUUUCAGCCACUCUCAGACUGUGGUGGUAUGUGGAAACUGCCAAACUGUUCUGUGCCAGCCUACGGGUGGACGGGCAAGACUCACCGAAGGCUGCUCUUUCAGGAGAAAGGGAGACUAAGGUUGAGAAAUUCUUUUUUUAAUGUUUUGCAUGUGAUAAACUUUUUAAGUUUGAAGGGUGUAGUGGAUUUUGUCUUCUCUUAUGGAAGAUUAAAUAUUUUUGCGAAUUGAGGAGUUCUACUUUAUUUAGCAUUACCUGAUAUUUUUGUAAUUUGUUCUAUGUCAGCAACUCUUUUUAAGACUAAGAAUUCUCUCGUUUCCUACUCAA
This is a messenger RNA of Ziziphus jujuba (common jujube), 620 nucleotides long. RefSeq names its product small ribosomal subunit protein eS27y. The record is from RefSeq and is a predicted model, not a curated record. Gene Ontology annotation, molecular function: structural constituent of ribosome; RNA binding. Lineage: Eukaryota; Viridiplantae; Streptophyta; Magnoliopsida; Rosales; Rhamnaceae. The coding region runs from base 153 to 413 and encodes 86 amino acids. Gene Ontology annotation, cellular component: ribosome; cytosolic small ribosomal subunit. Gene Ontology annotation, biological process: ribosomal small subunit assembly; translation. The transcript is spliced from 4 exons.